GCCAGUCCGUCGUUCUCAGCUUACUCCUUGGAGACCUAGCGCCACCGCGGAAGCGGCUAUUGGCGGACGCCGGGGACCGCGACUGCUCACUUCCGGCGCGGCCCACGACGAUCCUCCCCGCCCGUCGCUCCCAGCCUGCCCCCGCCCUUCCACCAUGGCCGCCUCUGUGUGGUGUGGGGAGAAGCUGGUCCUCCGUGUCCUCCUAUAGCGCUACUGCCUCGUCCUCACCCGCUAGGGGCCGGAUUCAAAGGAGCCGCGUCCCCCAACAGCCGGGAAGGUUUCCCACCCCACUGCAGGGCCAGGACCCCGCUUCCACCUCUAGAGGCAGAAACUUAGGGCUUUCCCUUCCGUUUAGGGUCAGAAGCAGAAAGGGUUCCCCUUGCACUUGUGCAAGGGCGGCAGCCUAGCUGAGCUUACUACCGGCAUCUACCCUUAGGCUACCGUACUGAGCUAACCGCCUGGGCUCUGCACCGCCGCUCCAAAGAGAGCACCCAGAGGACCCGCGCCUUCGCCCCUCCGCAGGGCUGGAGGGAGGAGUGCAGAAAGCAGGGCCUGCGCCGCCCUCCCCACUUGUUCCUCUUGCCCCUCGCUCCUGGCAACCCAGAGUUACCCAUCUCUAGGACUUAACACCCGUCCACUCCCUUGACCUCUUCCAGUCUCCUGGCUGCAACCAUGGAGUUACAGAAGGGAAAGGGGGCAGCAGUAGCUGCUGCAUCAGGAGCAGCGGGAGGUGGAGGAGGAGCGGGAGCAGGAGCCCCAGGAGGGGGGAGGCUGCUACUUUCAACCAGUUUGGAUGCCAAGGAUGAGUUAGAGGAGAGGUUGGAAAGGUGUAUGAGCAUUGUGACAUCAAUGACAACUGGUGUUUCUGAGAGAGAGGCCAACGAUGCCCUUAAUGCCUACGUAUGCAAAGGACCUCCCCAACAUGAGGAAAUCUGCCUAGGCUUGUUUACUCUUGUCCUCACUGAACCUGCCCAGGCCCAAAAGUGUUACCGGGACUUGGCUCUGGUGAGUCGUGACGGCAUGAACAUUGUCCUGAAUAAAAUCAAUCAGCUACUUAUGGAGAAGUACUUGAAGUUGCAGGAUACCUGCCGUACUCAGUUGGUGUGGUUGGUACGGGAACUAGUGAAAAGUGGUGUUCUGGGAGCUGAUGGUGUUUGCAUGACAUUUAUGAAGCAGAUUGCAGGUGGAGAUGUUACAGCCAAAAAUAUCUGGUUGGCAGAAAGUGUUCUGGAUAUCCUGACGGAGCAGAGGGAGUGGGUACUGAAGAGCAGCAUCCUCAUUGCCAUGGCUGUUUACACAUACCUCCGACUCAUCGUGGACCACCAUGGGACCGCCCAGCUCCAGGCUCUUCGGCAGAAGGAAGUUGAUUUUUGCAUCUCACUGCUUCGGGAACGGUUCAUGGAAUGUUUGAUGAUUGGCCGGGACCUUGUAAGACUACUUCAGAAUGUUGCUAGGAUACCAGAAUUUGAACUGCUUUGGAAAGAUAUCAUCCAUAACCCUCAGGCCUUGAGUCCUCAGUUCACUGGUAUCCUACAGCUACUUCAGUCAAGAACGUCCCGGAAAUUUCUAGCGUGUCGUCUAACUCCAGACAUGGAAACUAAGCUCCUCUUCAUGACAUCCCGGGUACGGUUUGGCCAACAAAAGCGAUACCAAGAUUGGUUCCAGCGCCAGUACCUCUCAACCCCAGACAGUCAGUCUCUGCGCUGCGACCUCAUUCGAUAUAUCUGUGGGGUAGUCCAUCCCUCUAAUGAAGUGCUGAGUUCGGAUAUCUUGCCCCGAUGGGCCAUCAUUGGAUGGCUCCUGACAACAUGCACGUCAAAUGUUGCUGCCUCUAAUGCCAAGCUGGCUUUGUUUUACGACUGGCUGUUCUUUAGUCCAGACAAGGAUAGCAUUAUGAACAUAGAGCCAGCCAUCCUGGUCAUGCAUCACUCCAUGAAGCCCCACCCAGCCAUCACUGCCACACUCCUGGACUUCAUGUGCCGUAUCAUCCCUAACUUCUACCCACCACUGGAGGGCCAUGUGCGGCAGGGUGUCUUUUCUUCCCUCAACCACAUUGUGGAGAAACGGGUCUUGGCACAUUUGGCUCCCCUAUUUGACAACCCUAAAUUGGAUAAAGAGUUGCGGGCCAUGCUUCGAGAGAAAUUUCCUGAGUUCUGCAGCUCACCCUCCCCACCUGUGGAAGUCAAAAUUGAAGAGCCAGUUUCCAUUGAAAUGGACAACCAUCUGUCAGAUAAGGAUGAGAGUUGCUAUGACAAUGCAGAAGCGGCCUUCAGUGAUGAUGAGGAGGAUCUCAAUAGCAAAGGAAAGAAGAGAGAGUUUCGCUUUCAUCCAAUCAAGGAGACAGUUGUAGAGGAGCCGGUUGAUAUCACGCCUUACCUCGAUCAGUUAGAUGAGUCUCUAAGGGACAAAGUGCUCCAGCUACAGAAGGGAAGUGAUACGGAGGCCCAGUGUGAGGUCAUGCAGGAAAUUGUGGACCAGGUCCUGGAGGAAGACUUUGACUCGGAGCAGCUGUCUGUCCUUGCUUCCUGCCUGCAGGAGCUCUUCAAGGCCCACUUUCGAGGAGAGGUGUUGCCUGAAGAGGUCACUGAAGAGUCCCUGGAGGAGUCUGUAGGAAAACCUCUCUACCUAAUAUUUAGGAACCUGUGCCAGAUGCAAGAAGACAACAGCAGCUUUUCACUUCUUCUGGACCUUCUCUCUGAGCUUUAUCAGAAGCAGCCCAAGAUUGGUUACCACCUGCUCUACUACCUUAGGGCAAGAGAAAGCCUUCUGCAGCCCUUCUUCCCUGUAUUCACUGGGAGUGUUCACUGGGGAAGCAUGAGAAGGAAGAACAUCUCCGGGUCUUUAAGUUGCGAGGCCCUCGGGGAUAGCAGCAAAGCUGCUGCAGGGAAGAUGAACCUGUACGAGUCAUUUGCCCAGGCUACCCAGCUGGGUGAUCUACACACCUGCCUAAUGAUGGACAUGAAGGCCUGCCAAGAGGAUGAUGUGCGACUUCUGUGCCACCUGACACCUUCCAUCUACACAGAGUUUCCAGAUGAAACCUUGAGGAGCGGGGAGCUGCUGAACAUGAUCGUGGCUGUCAUCGACUCUGCACAGCUCCAGGAGCUGGUCUGCCACGUGAUGAUGGGGAACCUGGUCAUGUUUCGGAAAGACUCAGUCCUCAACAUACUCAUCCAGAGCCUGGACUGGGAAACCUUUGAGCAGUAUUGUGCCUGGCAGCUCUUCUUGGCCCACAACAUCCCCUUGGAGACCAUAAUCCCCAUCCUGCAGCACCUCAAAUACAAGGAGCACCCAGAGGCCUUGUCGUGCUUACUACUCCAGCUCCGAAGAGAGAAGCCUAGUGAGGAGAUGGUAAAGAUGGUGCUGAGCAGGCCCUGCCAUCCCGACGACCAGUUCACCACCAGCAUCCUGAGGCACUGGUGCAUGAAGCAUGACGAGCUGCUGGCAGAGCACAUCAAGUCUCUGCUCAUCAAGAACAACAGCCUCCCUCGCAAGAGGCAGAGCCUAAGAAGCUCUAGCAGCAAGCUGGCCCAGCUGACUCUGGAGCAGAUCCUGGAACACUUGGACAACCUGCGACUGAACUUAACCAACACCAAGCAGAACUUUUUUAGCCAGACACCAAUCCUCCAGGCGCUGCAGCAUGUCCAAGCGAGUUGUGACGAAGCCCACAAGAUGAAGUUCAGUGACCUCUUCUCCCUGGCGGAGGAAUAUGAGGACUCUUCCACUAAGCCACCCAAGAGCCGACGAAAGGCUGCACUGUCCAGCCCUCGAAGUCGAAAGAAUGCCACCCAGCCACCCAAUGCUGAAGAGGAGUCGGGCUCCAGCAGUGCUUCGGAGGAAGAAGACACAAAACCUAAGCCCACCAAACGGAAAAGAAAAGGUUCUUCGGCUGUGGGUUCUGACAGUGACUGAGGCCUGGUGUCCCCACCCUGCCCAUGCUGGGGAGAUAGGGGUUUAGCCUUCCUAGCCCCCCUCACUCGGGGUAGGAUGAGCUGCUUCCUGUGACCCAGCCUGAGAAGUUUCCAUGCAGCCCCCCUUCCAUGCCAGGGCCUCCGGCCUUCCUCCUUCCCCCUCCACUGCUGUGCCCACUGGUAAUUGGGUUCUCACAGCAUCCAGAGGCUGUGCAAAGCCAGAUCAUGAUGGAAAUCCUCAGCCCCCUUGUCCCUCCCCCAGUCUCCAAAGAGCCAUUUGGACAGAGAAGGGAAUGAUCAUGGAGCUGCUGGGCCGAGAAGCUGGGAUGACCGUAGAUGCUCCAGUGCUCAGUGAGUGAGCAUCCCUUCCCGUUUCCCCCUCAGUCUGAAUUUGUUCUGAACAGACAUUCGUAGUCUGUGGACAGCGAUCUACACACCAGUGUGAAACGGGCAUCUAAUCUGGUGUGGUCGGUACCCAUCUGGCCAGAUGCCACAGCCUUCAGAAAGGUACCUGAUGGCAGCCUGAGCCCCUCGUGCUGUAUCUGGGAUGUUUGGAUUGGGCUGAGGUUGGCGCUUCAAGCUUACCACAACCCAGGGGAGUCCCAGAGGCAAGUUCCUCAGAACUGUCAAAUGGCCCAAUUUCUGUGAUUCUGUUUUUGCUUUUUCUUUUGGCAGAGAUAAUCGCGUUUUAAAUUUGUUUUUAAGUGAUAAUGAAACAAACCAGAACAUCUUUUGUGCCUGAGUUGCCAUCAUGUUUAUCCUGUGUAUAUACAGGUCUUCAGUUUCAUUCGAUGCCUCUACUUGUGUCAUCCCUAUCCCCCCUCCCUGAAAUGUCUACAGCACAGGGACUUGGCUUUGCCCUCCCCAUCCUUUCUACCACUGGAGGUGUGAGCUAGGCACUGAGCCGUCCGUCUCCUUGCAGGCUGUCCUAGUUCAUUGCUUUUCACGAACUUCGUCUUCCAGGCUGGGGAGAUAACUCAGUAGAUAAAGCACUUGCCACACAAACAUGAGGACCGUUUGGAUCUUCAGUGCCCAUGAAAAUUCCCACCCCUGAUGUAGAGCUCAGAAGGCAGGGACAGGAUCCCUGUGGCAAGGUGGCUACCUAGACUAGUCAUAUUGGUGAGCUCUGGGUUCUGUUGAGAGACCCUAGCUCAAUGAGUAAGGUGAAGAACAAUCUAGGAAGACUCCUGACAUCAACCUUCCUUCGGUGCACACACACAUAUGAAUGUGCAUAUACAUGCACCAAAAAAAACCAUCUUCCAAAAGCUAGUAUUUGUCCUACUGCAGUUUAUCAAGUGCCUGCUUUCCAAGGGCUUGGGAGAGAAGGGAUGCUCUGCAUUAGGUUUUGAAGGACAGGAGAAAGAAAAAGUUCAAGUCUCUUCACUCUGGCCACUAGCUGUCCCCGUCUGUACAGGGAAAUUUGGUGUCUUGCAGAAAAGAGGCGAAGGCUGGGUUCAGGGCAGACAGGUACUCCUAAUUCAGACUUCCCAUUUGCCUCUUCACAGAAUCCAGGCUCCUUUAAGUUACUACUCUUUUUUUGUUUUUUGUCUUUUUGAGACAGGGUCUCCCUGUAGUCCCAGCUAUCCUGGAACUCACUAUGUAGACCAGGCUGGCCUCGAACUCACAGAGAUCCGCCUGCCUCUGCCUCCCAAGUGCUGGGAUUAAAGGCCUGCGCCACGACGCCCAGCUAAAUUACUACUCUUAAAAGGUUAAACCACGAGAGGCCCCUUUCUGCCUCUCUCCUUCCCCAGUUUCCACUGCACUGAUUAAAACCAGGACAAACCA
This is a messenger RNA of Nannospalax galili (Upper Galilee mountains blind mole rat), 5693 nucleotides long. RefSeq names its product integrator complex subunit 3 (gene Ints3). Gene Ontology annotation, cellular component: cytoplasm. The transcript is spliced from 31 exons. Bases 673 to 3909 code for a protein of 1078 amino acids. NCBI's taxonomy places the organism in Eukaryota, Metazoa, Chordata, Mammalia, Rodentia, Spalacidae. The record is from RefSeq and is a predicted model, not a curated record.